UCGACGUCGCACGUGCGGCCGGGACGCACCAACACCGGACUACCCAAUCGCGUAUUUCACGUGAACGUAUGAUUAAACUUCAGUGCUAAAAUGUGAAACUUUAAUACGUGAUACGGUUAAUGAUGUGCCACGUUCAUUAGUGUGGUGUGAUUUACAAUUGAAUUUUGGUUUCAAUGAAAAUUAAUUAAAGACUGGCUGGAUUUUCCUAAUUAAUUCCUGUGGUUGAGAUCCUGCCUAACUCCGCAUGAGACUUCAAAAGGAGACUUCUGAAGACAGUGCAAUAAUGGCUUUCAGAACCAAAUUACUUACUAACAUUUCUUGUUUACGAAACUGACAGUGUAAUAAAAAUGGCGAGAAGAACAGGUCUUCUGGUAGUGUUGUGGGUGGCGAUCUUCCCCCUGUACCGAGCUGAUAACUUGGAACUGCUCUUGGGCACUCUUCGAACGCACCAGAAGGCAGCUUGUGAUGAAGAGAUGGUCACACUCAUUUGUCCUCGCGGCACGACCAUUAGCAUCCAAGUCGCCCAGUAUGGAGCUUCAGCUUCCCAAGGAUCCUGUGCCUCAGACCUGGCGGAGUAUCAGCCCGUAGCUGUGGAAGUCGUUGGAGACACGUCCUGUGUAUGGCCUAGUGCCUUACAGUAUUCCUUGUUACAGACUGUGGUGGAAGCUUGUCAGAAGAAGCGACAGUGUAAAUUUCACACGAGCCCCAAGGCGUUUGGCGUGGAUCCCUGUCCGGGUUCUAGAAGGUUCGUCGAGGUCGCCUACAAAUGCCGUCCCUAUGAGUUCCGUAGUAAAGUCGGUUGUGAGAAUGACGUCCUACACCUGAGCUGCAACCCUCACUCCAGGGUGGCGAUCUACUCAGCCCAGUAUGGCAGAACAGAGUACGAUUCCAUCCAGUGCCCACAACCUAGAGGAAUGAAGGAAGAAACCUGUUUGGAGCCAUAUGCUACGGAGACGGCGAUGAGGGAGUGCCACGGCAAGAGAAGAUGUGUUCUCUCAGCUGACAGCAACAUGUUCGGCAGGCCGUGCCGAAGCGGGAGUCGAACCUACCUCAAAGUUGUUUACACUUGUGUUCCACGUACGGUGUUAAAGGAGAGGUACGAGAGUGCCCCUGAAGAGGACGAGGUUGCUCACGACGUGUCUGAUCUUGAGCACGAUGAAGUCGAUGAGACCAACGAUCGUUGGUGGGGUGAAUCAGCAGUGCCACCCGCGCCUGCAGUAGCCGCUGUUCCACCCCAGCGACCUUCCAUGUCCACCAGCCUCAAUAUUACCAGCAUCAGCAGAGACGAGCCGUCACCGUCAACGCCUAGACAUCAUCUGGCUAAGGAUGAUCAAUUCGACAUGAUGUACGUAUACAUCAUAGCUGGCGUGGCUGUCAGUCUCCUGCUCUGUAUAAUCCUGGGCAUCAUUCGCUGCGUCAUGACCAAACAAACGUCCGACCAGCCAAAAGGCCCAGACGUGUCAGCCACCACAGAAAUCCCCAACGGAUUCAACGACAGCAUAUCCGAAGUUGACAACGAUAUCAACAUAACUAGCCUAUCUGGCCCCGUCGACACUGUUGACUCGGGAAUCAAGCAAGACAUACAGUACACCAACGUUGCUCUUAGUCCCAAAAUCAAUAAAUAUGUCGGCAGACCAGUACCUAAUACGUAUCCUCAUGUGAGCACUAAUAUGUACGGACAGGUGGCCGAAUUCCCCAUAGAAAUGCCUCUUCGAACUAUGCCGCAUGGCACGUUAGGGCGCGGAGUUGCGGUCAAAACUCUGCCAAGAGUUCAAAUACAAACUGAAACGGACCCUAACACGAGGAGUUUAUAUCGAUAUUCCAACGCCCAGUACUACUUCGGGUGACAACAAGACAAAAGCCAGGGUUCGGACGUAUCCAGGACUUACUGUUUCUAGUUGAAUCGUGUAGUGAAGUGUAUAUAGUUCACGGACUAACUAGUGAAGUUUGUAAUGUUCUACUUUUAAAUACGGAAACUGUGAUAUUAAUUGAAAACUUUCCUAUUGUACUGCGAACAGUUUUCCAACUGUAGACACAGAAAGACAGUGCGGUUGUUCCUCCGUUGUGAAUCGAGAGAUGGAUCGUUGUUGGCAGAACUUUGUUACACUGUGUUGACCUCUUGAUAACUAACUAUUGUUUUGUAUGUCGAACGAAUCAGUGUGUUCAUUUAUGUAUUCACAUUGUUUCUCUUGGGAGUUACACGUAGUUGAAGCCGUUGUAUAAUUAAUAGCUAUACGUUCAGUUAUACAAAUUUCCUACACAUAGGAACUGUAUGGACAGCCUGGCCGGAAUAUUUGUACUUUGGUUCCUUGCCAGCUGUCAGGAUCGUGCUAAAAAGCCAAAAAUUCUUUAUUUAUUGUUUACGCUGUGUACAUUUAUUUUUCGAACACUUUGCUUUGGUAGCGUAAAUCUUUAAUGUCUUAUGUAAAAUAAUAAUAUUGUAUCCUAUGUUAUUUUAACACUCAUUGCUAGUUAUAGUAAACGAUAUAUUUAUGUUGAUAGUUUUAAUUAUCGAUGUCAUUUUGUCACUCAAAUAGCUAAUUAUAAAGAUGGCAGAUGUGCAAACAGGGAGUUAAUUAGAAAUGAAAUUAUCGUUUUAUAUGAAAUACUGUUUGUUGGUUCGUUGUAUUGGUAAUUGCUUUUUGUGUCUACCAGUGACGGAUUAUUGACUAAGAGUUGUAAAAGUUAUGGAAAUGAUUUAUAAUUGGUUGGUAAAUAGGGUUAUAGUUUGUACGUAUUUGAUUUUAUAAUAGUUACUCGACUGUGUAAAUUGGGUUAAACAUACAGAGAACCCUUUUCUGAUAGUAUGAUGUAAGCCAUGAAAAACAUAAUAAAGUAAUGUUAAGGUAAAUAUUGAAAGUUUAAGGUAAAUAUUACUUGUUUUGGACUUUAGAAGUCAUUUUGCGGAAUUAAAUUCCUUUUCUUAUAUUUAUACAAAUACAAAAUUCAAAUUACCAAAAAAGUUUACAAUAUCAAUGUUGUUUUCAUAGUUCCGAUACGUCAUGAUACAAAAUCAAUUACUUAGUUAAGAUGCCUACAAUAUUAGUUAAUGAACCAAAACUAAAACAUGAAUACACACGCGAGCAAAAAGGCUUGUUAAUUUUACCACGGAUAUGUAGACAUUAGUGGCCGCUGUGUCAAGCUGUGAACUCCUAAUGCGGAAUGUGAGAGGACAAUUUAUGAGAAUACGUCCAGUCACAUUUGCUUUGACACUUCCAGUAAAAUGGCCUUUAAAAAGGAUAGAAGGUUCGUUUAACAGCUGUUUUGUGGUAGACUGUACUUGGACAAUGGAUGCAUAAUAUUUUGGUCUCGAACAUUCCAUUUCUAUUAAUGCUUAAAUCAUGUUGAAUAUUUUUUUAAUACAAUUGACAAGCGUCUUCGCAUUUCUAAGGGUCCUAAGUUUUAAAGAUAUUUUCACAUAACCACAUUAUCGCCAAUGCCUACUAUUACAUUGUGUAUGACGAUGUUUUGAAAGAUCUUUUUGUAAUGCCUGUCACAUCACAACAUUGCAACACUUCGUCGUUCAAAUACACUUUGUUAGUCAUAGCCGGAGAAUAACAUAACACAGACACUACAAACAAUUUCAUUACACUGCAACUUAACAGUUCUCCUAAAUAUGCUUUCAGAAACUCACAAGCUAAAGAUAUCACUUACAUUGUCUGUAACAUGGAUCAAAGAUGUUUAGAUUCUAUUCUAACUAAACGCUAACUCGACACGGCAUCUGUGAACAUAAGGACAUGCAAGUGUACACUAGGGUUUAAUACGAGAUGAGAUACAUGUGCAGUUGUGUGUUCUACGGUCAUUUUGGUAUUGGUUGUCAGAAUAUCAUGUGUCUUAAGGACGCUUGUUGCAAUCCUUGUUUAGGUUUGUUUGUUUGUAACUUAGUCAUAGACCAAAGGGUUUGGAUGUUCAAGAUUGAAUCUUUAAUUGAGAUUGUCAAUGGCAACUUGAUAAUUAUAAUUUGUGUGAAGUGAAAUGAGCAAUUGAGCACGGGGUUGUGGUGGAUGAUAAUAUUCAAUGUCAAAAAUAUGCUCCCAAAAACACAAAACGUAAAUAGAUCACUUACUUUGUCUGUAACAUGUUUAGAUUCUAUUCUCUAUUCUACAUCUGUGAACAUAAGGAACAUAAGUGUACACUAGGGUUUAAUACGAGAUGAGAUACAUCUGCAGUUGUGUGUUCUACGGUCAUUUUGCUAUUGGUUGUCAGAAUAUCAUGUCGUGUCUUGUGGACGCUUGUUGCAAUCCUUGUUUAGGUCUGUUUGUUGGUAAAUUGUAACUCAGUCAUGCGAUUAAGGAUUUGGAUGUUCAGCUGUGAUUGUCCUUAACUGUCAUUGACACUAGCAAUUUGAUAACUAAAUUCGUCUGAGGUAAUUGAGCAUGGAGUUAUGGAUUCAGUUCAUAUAGGUUUUCACAGUUGCGUCUUUAAGUCUAAAAUGCUCAAUAGCUAAAAAUAUUUCUUUGAAAAAAACGACUUCUCGACCCAAUUAAGAAUUAACUUUUCAACUAAGAAACGCUGUUCAAGUCUUAACAUUCCAAAAGAAAAUUUUCAAAAGAAAAUUCCGUCUCAACAAUUUCACAUACAGCUUUUUAUCGCGACAAUCCAAUUAAAAUCUCGUAAAUUGCAACAAAGUUCCGACAACUCGGCUAGUUGAUGUCACGUCACAAAUUAGGAGGCACUCCGAUUCGCCCAGCGUACAAGACUUGGACGUGUUCAGUGUUCACAGACCAAUUAAUGUUCUCCGUGACUCUAACGACGGCGAUGUACCGAAUAAGUGGAUUAUUUCUAAACGGAGAUUUGCUGCCGUACCAAUUGUUGGGAACCAGGAAAUUGCUUUAGCUGUGCUGCUUCAGAUGGUAGAUUUUAUCGGUUCCGUUUUUGCUUUUUUAGUGUAGCUUCGGAUUUAUGUUUACAGUCAUCAAUUUAUCGACUCUGUGAUGUCUGUUGAGUAGUAAAAUCUUGUAUCAGUAGCUAAGCCUGUCCUCAAAAAUCACAAACAAUUGGAAAUGUGAGCAACUAUCCCCUUAAUUCUCACUCAAACCGCAGUAUAACCAUCUUUCUCCAUACCAAAGUAGCGGAUGAUAAAUGUAUGAGAUAAAACGUACCUAUGAGAUAAUACUGAGGAUUAGAGCGCUUGGAUUGUAAAUCCAAUUCUCCCCUAUUGCCGCUCUCGGCUCAGCCGCCGUCUUUUGUGUGAAACGAACUUUGUGAUCGCAUAUUGGUUUAAAACUGUAAUACUUAUUGUGAGAUAUAUCUUCCAACUUGUCACAUGCGGCUACGGUAAAUGCUGAGACUAUUUUAGUCUUUGUAUUUGUUGCAAAUAUAUGACUUUACAAAAAGUAAUUGUGAAUGUAUUUAUUUAAGGAAUAUUUUUUUGACAUAGAUCUGUUUUUCGAUAAUUUGAAGACAUGCAUAAUACCUUUAUGAGUUAAUAGAUUUUGUGGAGGAACUGAAUUCCUUCUAGAGUGUUCCGAGAACACCUGAGUCUAAUUAUUUUGGUCUUAGUAGCCUGAUUAUGUAUGUUAUGAUCUAGGUCUUGUAAGACAUGUUUUAUAUAUUUAUGAUGAUUGUAAUAUAAUUACAGCCCAAAUUAACACAGUCGAGAAAGAAACGUUAUUUUCAAAACGACUGACUGUAAAGCCUAUCCAGAUCACGUUAGUUAAUAUUUUUAAUUGUAAAACUAAUAAAUAUCUAUGUACAGAUAAAUUUUUAUGUCGUACAUCGAUUUAAUAUUAAAGUAAUGCACAUUA
This is a messenger RNA of Helicoverpa zea (corn earworm), 5747 nucleotides long. RefSeq lists its product as uncharacterized. The record is from RefSeq and is a predicted model, not a curated record. Lineage: Eukaryota; Metazoa; Arthropoda; Insecta; Lepidoptera; Noctuidae. Bases 348 to 1847 code for a protein of 499 amino acids. Gene Ontology annotation, molecular function: carbohydrate binding. The transcript has 9 exons.